UACUUGCAGCAUAUAAGUACCUAUCCUCACCUUUCAUUUCUCUCACACAGGAGAUAGCCUUCCCUAGCUAAUUAAGCUCUUGCUGCUCUCCCAAACUCACCCAUGGCCAAUUUCCAAAUCACUCCAAGCCGUGUAACCGUUGAGAACACCGAGUACAGCUUCAGCAACCUCUACUUGUUCCAAACCCCUCUGGAUCCAAACAGGAACCAGUUUGGAGUGACAAGCUCGGAUGCCGCUACCGGUCCGGGUGCCAUCGUCGUCAACAACUGGCCGAUAUACGAUGGAGCAGGCCCAGGCGCUACCGUCGUAGCCCGUGCGCAAGGCUUGCACAUCCAUGCUGGUAACUGGAACAAUGUUUUCAGCAUAGUGUUCGAGAAUCAGAGGUUUCAUGGCUCAACGCUUGAGGUGAUGGGCAUAUCUGUUGAGCAUGGUGAGCAUGCCAUUGUUGGUGGAACCGGGCAGUUCGCCAUGGCAAGAGGCGUCAUCUACAAAAAGUUCCACGAGCCGAGGAGCGAUGGUAACAUCAUACAACUUACCAUCCGCGGAUUCUUCCCCGUGCUGAAACGAUCGCCGCAGACGAGCCGUGUCAUCAAGAAGGGGCCAUAUGGUGGAAAUGGAGGGGUAGCUUGGGACAUAACAGACACACCGAGUCGUCUAGAGAGCAUCACAAUUCAUUACGGCGGAGUUAUUGACGGAAUUGAAUUUUCAUAUUUUGACCAAUAUGAUCAGAAGCACACAACAGGGCGGUGGGGUGGUUCAGGAGGAACGUCUACCAGAACGAUUGAGCUUGCACCUUCUGAGUUUGUCAAGGAAGUUUUUGGAACAAUCGGCUCUUACAGCCCGUACAACAACAUCAUUAGAACCCUUGCGAUCGUCACCAACGUCAGGACAUACGGGCCUUUUGGGAACCCACGAAAUGGAACCACGCCAUUCAGCAUCCCCGCGCAGAACAACGGCAGCAUUGUGGGCUUCUUUGCGCGCGGCAUGCGAUUCCUCGACGCCAUUGGCGUCUAUGUGCAAGAGACGCAAAUUUAAUUAGGUUACGUGUGUUGCUGAAAUAAUGAGGGGGAUCUUCUCUUGUGCUGAUGAUCCUUUCUACUUGUAAUUCUUUUUCUUAAAUUGUUUCCCUUCCAUACGCUUUGUCUUUUGAAUGCAAGCAAGCAGCAAUCCCGUGAAGCUUUGUUGGUUAUAA
Panicum hallii is the source of this 1192-nucleotide messenger RNA. RefSeq lists its product as uncharacterized. Gene Ontology annotation, molecular function: carbohydrate binding. The record is from RefSeq and is a predicted model, not a curated record. The transcript has 4 exons. Bases 103 to 1035 code for a protein of 310 amino acids. NCBI's taxonomy places the organism in Eukaryota, Viridiplantae, Streptophyta, Magnoliopsida, Poales, Poaceae.